Hibiscus syriacus is the source of this 1671-nucleotide messenger RNA. RefSeq names its product PAN domain-containing protein At5g03700-like. Gene Ontology annotation, biological process: recognition of pollen. The record is from RefSeq and is a predicted model, not a curated record. Lineage: Eukaryota; Viridiplantae; Streptophyta; Magnoliopsida; Malvales; Malvaceae.
CUUCCAUCUCUCUAGUAACUAUAAAACGCCGUUCCAUGUAUGUUUUCCUCCUAAUUUUCCCUCUCUUUUCCAUUUUCGUCCAAAAUGGACAGAUCAUUCAACUCGGUGACUCGUCCGCGUUGGACGCAGAUCCUUUUCCUACCCAUCAUUUCAUUUCUCUGCAUGUUGACAUGGCCAUGUACCGCCGAUGCCGCCGCCCAGGAGCUUCACAAAGGCUUUGAAGCCACCCCAAAUCCUUCAAUCUCCUCCUUCCAACCUCUCCUCAACGAUUCUUCAGACAAGUUCUCCUUCGGUUUCCUCCGAGUUAACUCAACCCAACUCGCUCUGGCUGUUCUCCACGUACCUUCCGGUGAACCCCUGUGGAUCGCCAACUCUACCACCUUAUCUCGAUGGUCCGACCACACAAAGACGUUCUUCAAUGGUAGUCUUGUGCUUUCAGAUCCGCGGACAAGGACGUUUUGGUCAACUCAAACACAAGGUGACAAACUUGUCCUCCUCAAUAACUCCAAUCUUCAGAUACAGAAAGCCCUCGACAACAGAAACAACGUCCCAACUAUUUUAUGGCAGAGUUUCGAUCAUCCCACGAAUACUCUUGUCGAAACUCAAAAUUUCACUUCUACCAUGACCCUCGUUUCUUCAAAUGGCUUGUAUUCAAUGCGUCUGGGCAACGAUUUCAUUGGAUUAUACGCUAAAUUUGAUUCCGAUUCCGAUCAAAUUUAUUGGAAGCACAAAGCUUUACAAGCCAGAGCUCAGAUUGUUGAAGGCGGUGGACCGAUUCACGUCCGAGUUGACCCGGAUGGGUGGCUGGGAAUGUACCAAAAUGAAACAGCCCCUGUGGACGUUGAGUCCUUUAACAGCUUUCAACGAACGCUUGAAGGACUCCUUAUGGUCCGGUUAGAACCGGAUGGGAACCUCAAAGCUUAUUAUUGGUCCGGUUCAAGUUGGGGUUUGGAUUAUCAAGCCAUUAGUGACACUUGCGAGCUACCUAACCCAUGCGGUUCGUACGGGCUGUGCACUCCAGGGACGGGUUGCUCUUGUUUGGAUAACAGCACCGAGUUCUCAUCCGGCGAGUGCUCCUCCGGUUCACCCUCUUAUUCGAACGACCCGUGUACCGACCCGGAAAGCCAAAACAUCAUCAGAGUUUUAAGGAGAGAGGGAGUGGAUGUGCCGUUUAAGGAGCUAAUGAGGUACGAAACGACGUCUUCUUUAGAGGCAUGUGAAAACUCGUGUGAAACGAAUUGCAGUUGUUACGGGUCGGUUUAUAAUAAUGCAUCCGGGUUUUGCUACAUCUUGGAUUACCCGAUCCAAACCCUGUUGGGAACGGGCGAUGAUAAUAAAGCCGGGUACUUCAAAAUCAGGGAAGAAGCAGAUAAGAAAAGAAUGGAUCCCGGUUUAGGGGUGGGGAUCGGUCUGCUGGGAGCGGCUUUGUUAUGUUUGAUGGCGGCAAUCGGGUUCGGAAGCUACAAGGUUUGGGUGAAUAAGAGAAGGGUGAACCGGAUAUUAGAAGAAGAAACGGGUGGGGCGAUGUCCGGCCCGUAUAAGGAUCUCGGGUCGGCUAGCUUUAGAUCGAUCGAGAUGUGUGGUGGCAGUCAUCUAUAAUACCGGAAAUCCGACCUAAGGCCAGGGCUUGUUUUUAUUUUAAUAGGGAACACGUGUAAUUUAAUUUUAUAU